Messenger RNA from Closterium sp. NIES-65, 1065 nucleotides. The record is from the annotation of a GenBank genome assembly. NCBI's taxonomy places the organism in Eukaryota, Viridiplantae, Streptophyta, Zygnematophyceae, Desmidiales, Closteriaceae.
AUGGACAUGGACGUCGACAUGGACGUGGACGUGGACGUGGACAUGGACGUGGACGUACACGUGGACAUGCUCCUGCACGUGGACAUGGACGUGGACGUGGACGUGGACAUGGACGUGGACGUGGACGUGGACGUGGACGUGGACAUGGACGUGGACGUGGACGUGGACAUGGACGUGGACGUGGACGUGGACAUGGACGUGGACGUGGAAAUGGACGUGGACGUGGACGUGGACGUGGACGUGGACGUGGACGUGGACGUGGACGUGGACGUGGACGUGGACGUGGACGUAGAAAUGGACGUGGACGUGGACGUGGACAUGGACGUGGACGUGGACAUGGACGUGGACGUAGAAAUGGACGUGGACGUGGACGUGGACGUGGACGUGGACAUGGACGUGGACGUGGACGUGGACAUGGACGUGGACAUGGACGUGGACAUGGACGUGGACGUGGACAUGGACGUGGACGUGGACGGACGUGGACGUGGACGUGGACGUGGAAAUGGACGUGGACGUGGACGUAGAAAUGGACGUAGACGUGGACGUGGACGUGGACAUGGACGUGGACGUGGACAUGGACGUGGAGGUAGACGUGGACGUGGACGUGGACGUGGAUGUGGACGUGACGUGGACGUGGACGUGGUGGACAUGGACGUGGACAUGGACGUGGACAUGGACGUGGACGUGGACAUGGACGUGGACGUGGACAUGGACGUGGACGUGGACGUGGACGUGGACGUGGACAUGGACGUGGACGUGGACGUGGACGUGGACGUGGACAUGGACGUGGACGUGGACGUGGACGUGGACGUUGAAUGGACAAAUGAACGGGACGUGGACGUGGACGUGGACAUGGAAAUGGACGUGGACAUGGACGUGGACGUGAACGUGGACGUGGACGUGGACGUGGAGAUGGACGUGGACGUGGACGUGGACAUGGACGUGGACGUGGACGUGGACGUGGACGUGGACAUGGACGUGGACAUGGACGUGGACGUGGACGUGGACGUGGACGUGGACGUAGAAAUGAACGUGACGUGGACGUGGACGUGGACGUGGACGUAG